AUGCAAAGAGGUCAAGGGCGAGGACGACGAAGAUAUUCACUAUCCAACCGGAGCUCAUCAGGCAGACGGAACCGAUACAACCCACUCUCCACUUCUCAAGGGCGUUCUAGUUCUCACGGCACUUCUUCGCGGCACAGGCGGUCUCCUUCGGUACUUCGACGAUCUGCUCGCAUAGCCGAAUCACUGACCACAAACACCAACAUUACCCACCAAAAUUCUACCUCCCCCAAUCCAAUGGCUGACGUCGCAAGACUCCAGGCGGUAGGCGGUGCCGCACGCUCGUCUUCCAGGCAUCAGAAUGGUCAUACUCCCACACCAAGACGAUCACGAUCUGGUCACUACUCGAAUGAUAUCCAGUACGCCAUGGACUUCAUAGUUCAGCCUCCCCGUUCAGCACGUGUUGGCCACACAAUACCUGGGUCAAUCAUUGUGCGAUUACGGACUACCAACACAUAUCCUGACGACGCUGUUGUAGACUCACCCAACCUCAUGGCAGUCGCAGCUCUUGUCCCCGGUCCAAGUUCCACUGCGUCGUCGGAUCCCAAUGUCCUAAACACACUCUUAGCUGGCCAUCGCAUUGACUCGAUACACCCCUUCGCCGACGAUGAAGCAGAUGGCUCUAUCGCUUCCAUGGACAUGGCCGGCUCUCAAGGUGUUGGUUACAUGCGCUUCCCAGAUCUCGCCGUCCGUCAAGCAGGUACUUACCGGAUACGCAUUACCCUCCUGCGCUUCGGAUCAGCUGUCCAGGUUGUUGACAGCAGCCCUGUUGUAGUUCAGAAUGCUGGACCUGCUACAGCAUAUGCGUCUUACAACGGCAGAUACCCAGUUGCGUCGUACUGA
Molecule: messenger RNA, 840 nt
Organism: Ascochyta rabiei
Lineage: Eukaryota; Fungi; Ascomycota; Dothideomycetes; Pleosporales; Didymellaceae
Exons: 1
Coding region: 1-840 (279 amino acids)
Source: RefSeq, a predicted model, not a curated record